AUGGAACUGGUUCAUCGAAAAGAUCUGCAGGCAAGCAUCGGACCCUGGCUAAAGCUACUUGAGCUCCUCCGAAAGAACGAAAAAAACUCGAGCCCUGGCGUUGAAGCCGGAACUAAAAGUAUUGUCGAUGCUUUGGCCAAGCGUGGUAACAAGGUAUUUCCCGCAACCUGCCCAUUCGUCGAGAAUGGUUCGAAGAAGGGAAAGCUUGACAUGGACAAGCAGGUCAAAAUCUACGUCCUUGAAUUCGAGAUUGAAGGCCCAGUCCUUAAAAAGGCGCAGGGUAGACCACGAACAGGCAAAGCGGAAAUACAGACCACAGAAAUAAAGACCGUAGCCAAGCGUGGAAAAAAACCAGCUGUAAACCCUGCCCUAGAGCCUGGUGGUGAUGUACAGGAGAUCAAUUACGAGGAGUAA
Messenger RNA from Morchella importuna, 414 nucleotides. RefSeq lists its product as uncharacterized. The record is from RefSeq and is a predicted model, not a curated record. NCBI's taxonomy places the organism in Eukaryota, Fungi, Ascomycota, Pezizomycetes, Pezizales, Morchellaceae. The transcript has a single exon. The coding region runs from base 1 to 414 and encodes 137 amino acids.